Messenger RNA from Rattus norvegicus (Norway rat), 1343 nucleotides. The record is from RefSeq and is a predicted model, not a curated record. Lineage: Eukaryota; Metazoa; Chordata; Mammalia; Rodentia; Muridae.
AGUCCCUGGCCUUAGCACCUCCUCCCUGAGGGGGAGGGGGUAGGUCACAGGAAGGAGGAAGGAGGCUGGGAUUCUGUGGCUAACUGCCAGCCCUCCCCUCCCCCUCGGCGCAGCCUUGCCAGCUACUCCCAGCUCCCCCAAGGGAAUCAUCCACCAGCAACAGGCACCAUUGUACCCUUGGCCCCAUGGAUGAGAGGCGAACACCCUCUCCCUGCUCUUCGAGGCCCUCCAGUCCCAGGACCCCACCCUGUGAGAUGUUUGGUCCUGUGGGCAUUGAGGCUGUGCUAGACCAGCUGAGGAUCAAGGCUAUGAAGACUGGGUUUGAGUUCAAUAUCAUGGUGGUCGGGCAGAGUGGGCUAGGCAAGUCCACCAUGGUGAACACAUUGUUCAAGUCCAAAGUAUGGCAGUCACCUGCACCCAACCUGGAUGUACCCAUGCCACAAACAUUGGAGCUGCACUCUGUGACCCACGUCAUCGAGGAGAAGGGACUGAAGCUGAAGCUGACAGUGACAGAUACACCUGGCUUUGGAGACCAGAUCAACAAUGACAAGUGCUGGGACCCUAUCCUGAGUUACAUCAACCAACAGUACGAGCAGUAUCUACAGGAGGAGCUUCUCAUCACCCGCCAGCGCCACAUCCCCGACACCCGUGUGCACUGCUGCGUGUACUUUGUGCCACCCACUGGCCACUGCCUACGGCCCCUGGACAUUGAGUUCCUGCGACGGCUGUGCCGGACCGUGAAUGUGGUGCCUGUGAUCGCCCGGGCUGACAGCCUGACCAUUGAAGAACGAGAUGCCUUCAGGAGCAGGAUUCAGCAAAACCUGAAAAAUCACUGCAUCGAUGUGUACCCGCAGCAGUGUUUCGACGAGGACAUCAAUGACAGACUCCUCAAUAGUAAGAUCCGGGAGCAGAUCCCUUUUGCUGUGGUCGGGGCUGACCGAGAGCACAUAGUGAACGGGAGAUGUGUCCUGGGCCGGAAGACCAAAUGGGGCAUCAUCGAAGCUCCCAUCUCCAGGACCUGAAGGACAUCACCCACAAUGUACACUACGAGAACUACCGGGUCCUCAGACUCAAUGAGAGCCACGUGCUGCCCCGGGGGCCAGGCUGGGUGAACCUGGCCCCAGCCUCCCCUGGACAGCUGAUGGCUCCAGGACCAGAAAAGGUCCGAAAGCGAUCUAAGGAUCCCAGGGAUGAUGAGUGCUGAGGGGCAUGACCCCAAGCCUGCUAGGCUCCUCCCUUCCUCAGCAGCCAGCUCCCAACACACACCCUAGAGCAUCUAUGUGAACCUGGAGUUGCUUUGUACAAAAAAGCUGUGCUUUGACAACUAAAGGGUUUGUAAACGA